CGCAGAUUUUACCCCUACUCCGAGGCGUAUGGAGGUUGUUUCCGAUAAACCCUCGGCUAAAGAAAUGAAUAGAGACAGUGGCGCAGUAAUAUCAGAGAGCAGUCAACUGUUUGGGAGGAUAAAACGAAUAAUCAGGAAGAAAGGAAAAGAAGAAUGGGCCGAAAGACAUCAAAAAAGCAUGCUGGAGUCGAUGCUGAUAGUACUGUUGAAAGUGUAUCUGGAGGGAACACCUAUGGCAAUGAUAGAUCUCGUAAGCCCGACAAGACAGCCCCUGUUCCACAAACAUCAUUUCUCAGACAGCAGAUUGAUCCCGAGACUGCAAAAUACUUCGCUGAGAUUGCUAAUUCCCUUGAAGGUACAGAAAUUGACCCACAGGAGUGGUCUGUCAUUUGUGGAAAUGCAUUGGAAGAAACCAGAGGGAAAGAAGCAGAACUUGCAACUGAUUAUAUAAUAAGCGAUACUUUGCAAACUCUAGUUGAAGGCUGUUCCUUGGAUCACCUUUGUAUUUUCCUUCAGAGAUGUGCCAAGAAUAUCUCUCAUAUUGCAGCUGAUAGAUCAGGCUUUCAUGUGGUCGAAACGGCUUUAAAUCUCUACCUUAUCACCUUCAGGAAAGUGAGAAUCAUUCUCUGAUUGAACAGGCUUUGACUAAAACUAUUAAGGCAAUUAUUGUCAAUCCUGUCGAUAUAAUGUGCAACUGCCAUGGAUCUCAUGUGCUUCGAAGUAUUCUUUGCCUACUUAAAAGGGUGCCUUUAGAAGAGUUCCAUUCCACCAAGUCAUCAGCUUGAAUCUCCAGGUGCCUCAAGCAAAAGACAACGGCUCACCGCGGUUUCAGCAAAUAUUUCCUAGUUUGCUUAAAAAUUUCGUAUCAGAGAUGUUAAAUGCUGCCAACGAAGACAUUUCAAAACUUCAAACUAAUCAAUACAGCAGUUUAGUU
This is a messenger RNA of Nicotiana tabacum (common tobacco), 934 nucleotides long. RefSeq names its product pumilio homolog 23-like. Gene Ontology annotation, biological process: ribosomal small subunit export from nucleus; endonucleolytic cleavage to generate mature 5'-end of SSU-rRNA from (SSU-rRNA, 5.8S rRNA, LSU-rRNA); endonucleolytic cleavage in ITS1 to separate SSU-rRNA from 5.8S rRNA and LSU-rRNA from tricistronic rRNA transcript (SSU-rRNA, 5.8S rRNA, LSU-rRNA). Gene Ontology annotation, cellular component: nucleolus; preribosome, small subunit precursor; 90S preribosome. The record is from RefSeq and is a predicted model, not a curated record. NCBI's taxonomy places the organism in Eukaryota, Viridiplantae, Streptophyta, Magnoliopsida, Solanales, Solanaceae. Gene Ontology annotation, molecular function: RNA binding.